This is a messenger RNA of Prorocentrum cordatum, 1179 nucleotides long. The record is from the annotation of a GenBank genome assembly. NCBI's taxonomy places the organism in Eukaryota, Dinophyceae, Prorocentrales, Prorocentraceae.
AGGAGCGCGAGGCCUUCGAGGCCAACCGGGCCCUCGGGCGGAGGCGCGCCUUGAGUGGCGAGCCAGCUCCCGACGCCCGCUCGGCGACGGAGAAGACCCCAAGAGCACGCCGAGCAGAGCUGGUGUCGAGCGGGCCGCUGGCGGAGGACAGCAGGACUCCCAAGAAUCGCCCCUCCGCCGACGAGGCGCACAUUACACCAAGAUCGGCGGCGGUGCAGGGACGCGUUACAUCAAGAUCGUUACCCAAGUCAGCACGUUCGAGUAAGGACGCCCAAGUCGCCCAGAAGGACCCGUGGCUUCAGCGUGACCUUCUUGACCCAGAUGUGUUUAAAGAUCACUGGAGACUCCAGGUGCAGGCGAGCAUGGCCCAGGCGGAGCAGGUGUCGGACAUCCUCGAGAGGGCGAAGGCGACUGGCGAGCUCGAGCGGCUGGCGUCGGCGGGCUACCAGCACACCGCCGGCGGAUACGACGCGGCGGCCAGCAGGCGCCGGAGCGACGCCGCGGCGCUGCUCGAGGAGGGCGGCAGCGGCGCGUGGACGUGGCGGGCGGCCUGAGGCCGCCCACCGAAGCGCGCGCACGCGCCCACAGUGCGUGGCCACUGGGGGGCCAGGAACAAUUAGAAACGAGCACAACUACAAACGAGCACGAUUAGAAAGGAACGACGCGUACACCCGCACGAAGCCUCUCUGAGGCCAUGGUUCGUGUUCGUGGAUGCUGCAGCUGAGGCUAACGCAGAUUACUGUCGCUGGACGCGGCGGGGCCGCUGCCCGCCUCCUGCGCGACCGCUGCGAGGAGGCAGGGCGCGCCGCCGCGGGCCCCCCCCGCGCGGCGCGCCCGGGGCCCGACGGCACGCGCGCAGAGACAGGGCAACGGUACUUACGGGCCGCCCCCUUCGCGCCACCCCUCUGAGUGCGCCGCCGAAGGGCUGCGCUCGCCGCCUCCCGGAUGCCCUGCGCGGCGCCGCGCAUUUUCGGGCUCGGAUGUGUGUUUUUUUCCCUGGGCGGCCUGGCGUUGCCAAGGGUGGCCCUGGCCCAGUGAGGGCCGAGGGGCCCCUGGAUCUGGACCUCCCACUGGGCUCCGGGUCCUGCUGCUCCUCCUCCUCCUCCUCCUCCCCCCCUCCUUCUCCUCCUCCUUCUCCUCCUCCUCCUCCUCAUCGUCCUCCUCCUCCUCCUCCUCCUC